Molecule: messenger RNA, 2037 nt
Organism: Didymodactylos carnosus
Lineage: Eukaryota; Metazoa; Rotifera; Eurotatoria; Philodinida; Philodinidae
Source: the annotation of a GenBank genome assembly
AUGAGUAAAAAGUUGUUAACGCCUGUUACGAAGAAACCAUCAGCUGAUGCUGCUACUACUGCUGCAUCAUCAACAGCUAGUGCUCCGAAAAAACCAAACGAAGUAUCGAUCGCUUCCACUGAAAAUCUUCCGGUUCCAAAUUUGGAGUCUUAUGUUUUGAUAUGGCUUGAUGGUAAUAUUAGCAAGACACGGGACAAUAUCAAGACAUUAAAAGAACUUAAACAACUUAUUAAUUAUAUUAAAACAUUUGAUAAUAUCGAACAAUGUGAAUCAUACAUUCAACAAAUAUGCAAUGAGAAGAUUGUGCUAAUUGUCUCUGGUGGUUUUGGUAGUCAAAUCAUUCCACGUAUUAAUAAUCUUCAGCAGUUUAGUAGCUGCUAUGUCUAUUGUCAAGAUAAAACAAGAAAUGAGGAAUGGGCUAAGACUUACUCAAAAAUUAAAGGCGUGUUCGUUCGGCGUGAUGAACUGGUUGCACAAAUCGCGGCCGAUCAAACCGCUAGAUCUAAAGCUGAUGACAUUAUACCAAUAUCCUUUUUUACACGUAAUGAUAUUAACAACAACAGCAGUCUUGAAUCACGUAAUGCCAAUUUCUUGUGGUUUCAAUUAUUUAUUGAAGUUUUGUUACGAAUGUAUCAUACAUCAUCGUCUAGGAAUGAAUUAAUUAAUUUUUGCAAGAAAAAUUAUGCCGGAAAUGAAUCAGAGGAAGAAAUGAUCGCUGAAUUUGAACAUAAAUAUAAACCGGACGAUGCAAUACGGUGGUACACACGCAAUACAUGCUUGUAUCGUAUGUUGAAUAAAGCUUUACGCAUACACGAUUUCGGUACCAUAUUUGUACUCCGAUCCUUUAUUACGGACAUUGCUAAACAGCUUAAAAAAGAAAAUGAACGCUUUGUCUAUGCUACCAUGGGAGAUAAAAGUUCUAAUAGUAGUUCAAUAAUUAAAGUUUAUCGUGGUCAAUCAAUUAGUGUUGAUGAACUAAAUCUGAUGCAAUUAAAUAUCAAUGAAUUUAUUUCAAUGAGUUGUUUUCUAUCUACAAGUAAAAGUCGUCUAACCGCACUUAAGUUUGCUUCUCAAUCUGAUGUUAAGCCCAAUACAGAAAGGAUUCUAUUUGAAAUUAAUAUUGAUAUACGUUUAACGAAAGAUUUUGCUGAUGUUAAACAUUUAAGCUGGUUUGGAGGUGAAGAUGAGGUACUCAUAAAGUUAGGUACUAUAUUUCGCAUUGAAAAAAUUAUUUAUGAUAAGAAAGAACAAUUAUGGAUUGCGAUGGUUUCACUAGCAAGUGAAGAUGAUUAUGGUUUAAAAGAUUUAUUUUCCCAUAUGAAACACAAAAUUGGUGAAGAAACAAAUUUAAAUUCAUUGGGGAAGAUCCUAAUAGAAAUGGGUCAAUAUGACACAGCGGCCAAUUACUAUGAACAGUAUGAAAAAGAAUCACAGAUAGCAAUGGCUGAUGCAUUGUUUGGGUUAGGAUUUGCUGCUUAUCGUAAUAAAAAUUAUGAUAAGUCAUUAUACAGCCAAACAAAGGCUUUGGAGUUGAGAGAAAAAUUAUAUUCCUCUCAUCAUCCAGAUGUUGCUCAAUGUCAUAUGCAUAUCGGGAAUGUUUAUUUGGGUAAAAAAGUUUAUAAUGCUGCUCUAAAUUAUUAUAAAAAAGCACUAGAAAUUCAAGAGAAAACACUUGAUGAUAAUCAUCCCGAUUUUGAUAAGACUUAUAUUAAUAUUGCCGCAGCACAUCGUCUCAGAGGAGAAUAUGAAUUGGCUUUGGAAUAUUAUGAUAAAGGACUUCAGAUCCAACGAAUCCAUUUGCCAUCUUCCCAUUAUGAUAUUGGAUUGACAUAUCAUCAUAUUGGUCAUGCAUAUAAAGGUAUGCAUGAUUAUACAAAAGCAAUGGAAUAUUAUGAAAAAGCUACUCACAUAUAUCGGAAAACUCUUCCUCCAUCACAUAAAUACAUUGAACAGAUUGAAAAUGACAAACGUGAAAUAGAACAAAAAUUGAACUUAAAGAGUCUAGGUCUUGUACCAUCACCACCAAUCAUUCAAUAA